AUGAACUCGGCGGCUUCAUCCCAUCAGCCAGACGCGUCGGGCGAGGCUCCCAAACAGCUCAACUAUCUUCCAUACCUGAAGCUGAAUGAUGGCAACCAAAUCCCAAUGCUUGCAUACGGCUUGGGCACAGCUCAAUGCCGAAGGGGUGGUGAUGUCGACCCAAAACUGGUUGAAAUCACCAAGAUUGCUCUCAAAAAGGGCUACAACCACUUGGAUGGCGCCGAAGUCUAUGGUAACGAGGAGGAGCUCGGCCAGGCUGUGAAAGAGUCUGGCCUACCCCGCGAGAGCCUCUUCAUCACCACCAAGACAUCCUGCAGACCUGGAGUCACCGCCCAACAGAGCCUGGAUGCCUCACUCAAGCGCCUGCAGCUCGACUACGUCGAUCUGUUCCUGAUUCACAGUCCUUUUUGGGCCAAGUCGCCCGAGGAGUUGCAGGCCAAGUGGGCCGAGGUGGAAACCCUCAAGGAGUCCGGCAAGGCCAAAUCCAUCGGCGUCUCCAAUUUUCUGGAGGAACAUCUGGAGACCAUCCUCAAGACGGCCAAGGUCCCGCCCGCCAUUAACCAGAUCGAGUACCACCCGUACCUCCAACACGGCGAUCUGCUCGACUAUCAUCGCAAGAAGAACAUCGCAACCUCGGCGUACGGCCCCUUGACGGCCAUCACGAAUGCCAAAGGGGGACCUGUCGAUGGCAAAUACGACGAGCUGGCGAGAAAAUACGGCGUCACGCCGGGUGAGAUUGCGCUACGAUGGUGUAUUGACCAAGGAAUCGUUGCCAUCACGACCAGUGCAAAAGAGGACCGUCUGGAGGCGUUGCAGAAGAGAAUCCCAAGCUUCAAAUUGACGCCCAAGGAAGUCCUGGAAAUCUCGGAGCUGGGCAACCAGAAACACCAUCGCGGCUUUUGGAACAACAAGUUUGCGGCGGACGAUCGGCGUUGA
Pyricularia grisea is the source of this 936-nucleotide messenger RNA. RefSeq lists its product as uncharacterized. Bases 1 to 936 code for a protein of 311 amino acids. Gene Ontology annotation, cellular component: cytosol. The record is from RefSeq and is a predicted model, not a curated record. Gene Ontology annotation, molecular function: aldose reductase (NADPH) activity; oxidoreductase activity, acting on NAD(P)H as acceptor. Lineage: Eukaryota; Fungi; Ascomycota; Sordariomycetes; Magnaporthales; Pyriculariaceae. The transcript is spliced from 3 exons.